GCGUACCGAGAGGCAGAGAGCUCCAGACUCACGGACUUUACUUGUUCUUCUACUCGUUCUUCUCGCGGACUCUGAGCGGAUCUUUGCACCGAGCUGGAUUACCUUUUACUGGGACUUUAUCACUCCGGGACUCUAACGGGACCAACAGCCUCACAGCCGCGCUGUGGAUAUUUAAUGAUUAACCUGGAUUUUGUGGAUUAUUUUACUGACUUCAACAUGACUCUGGAGGAAGUCAUCGGGUCCAACAGCACCGAGAAAAAGAUGGAGACGGUGAGUCAGGCUCUGGAGGAGCUGCUGGUCGCGGCGCAGCGGCAGGACUGCCUCACGGUGGGAGUCUACGAGUCCGCCAAGCUCAUGAAUGUAGACCCGGACAGCGUGGUCUUGUGCGUCCUCGCCACUGAUGAGGAGGAUGAAGACGACAUCGCGCUGCAGAUCCACUUCACGCUGCUGCAGGCUUUCUGCUGCGACAACGACAUCAACAUCCUGCGCGUGUCCGGCAUGCGGCGUCUCGCUCAGCUGCUGGAGGAGGACACCGAGGACAGCAACGGGAACGAGCCCCGAGACCUGCACUGCAUCCUGGUCACUAACCCCCCUGUGCAGCCGCUGCAGAACCCGGCCCUGCAGAACAUCAGCAGCUUCUGCGAGGAGAGCCGCUGCACGAACCAGUGGGUCCCCUGUCUGCAGCUGCAGGACCGCUGAGCCGAACCGGAACCAUCCGAACCGAACCAGACCGCUGCGGAGCGGUGAGAGCGAGUGCAAACAGCCGCGCUUCUGUUGAAGACGAGAACCGGCGUUUGAGUGAACCGGACCGGAACCGGGACCGAACCGAACCGGAUCGUGGGGGGCUUUCCUGCUGCCUGAUUGAUUUGGCAGGGGGCGCGUGAGAAGCCGGUACCGGACGGGUUGAGAGGGCCGGACCGGCCCGUGCAGGUGGACUCCGGUCCUGGAUCUGCAGAGAAAGGGGGACAGGAUGUUUUAUUGACGGCCACAUCACGUGGCUGACGGGACUGAGGAGCUCGUGGACUUUACCUGAGCUGCACGAGCUGCAGGUGUGCUGCUCACCUGCACGCUCAAACACACACGAACUGAACUGUGACCUUAAGGGGGACAUGUGACGUCACGUUUUAUUGUAUUGUCAUGUGACGCAACGGAGUUACACACUGAACAGCUGAUUAUUUAAAUGGACAGAGUCUAAUAUAUGUUGAUUAUUUAACGUGACCAAUAAAUUAUUGAAGGAUAAA
Molecule: messenger RNA, 1241 nt
Organism: Centropristis striata (black sea bass)
Lineage: Eukaryota; Metazoa; Chordata; Actinopteri; Perciformes; Serranidae
Product: growth arrest and DNA damage-inducible protein GADD45 beta-like
Exons: 4
Coding region: 175-699 (174 amino acids)
Biological process (GO): regulation of cell cycle
Cellular component (GO): nucleus; cytoplasm
Source: RefSeq, a predicted model, not a curated record